Molecule: messenger RNA, 10924 nt
Organism: Phyllostomus hastatus (greater spear-nosed bat)
Lineage: Eukaryota; Metazoa; Chordata; Mammalia; Chiroptera; Phyllostomidae
Gene: NOS1
Product: nitric oxide synthase 1
Exons: 31
Coding region: 813-5219 (1468 amino acids)
Biological process (GO): nitric oxide biosynthetic process
Molecular function (GO): heme binding; flavin adenine dinucleotide binding; FMN binding
Source: RefSeq, a predicted model, not a curated record
UGGCGGCGGGAGGGGCAGAGGGGGGUGGCCGGCAGGCGCCCGGCCGCCCUCACCUCCCCCGAGGAGGCCUGAACCGGCCAGGCCUGGGUGCGCCCCGGGCUUCGCCUCCCAGCCCAGCAGAGCCUCCUCCCUGCCUGCCCCUGGGGAGGGGCCACCUGGUGUCAAUUAAACCCCAGCCACGCGGCGCACCACGCAGGGCGGCUGAUUAGUGCCGCCGCCGGCCUCUCCAGAUGGGGAGCACUGCCUGAGAGGGGCAGCGGCCGCCACGCCAGGGGGAGGCCUCGGCGCAGCCAGUGAGAAGUUGAGGCUCAGAGAAGUGAGGUCACUCGCCCAGAAUCCAGGCGGAGCUGCUGGAACGUGAACCGUGUUUUCCUCUUUGGCAUCUCGUUCAACAAAGGAGGCCCCAGGUCUCGUCUGCAUCUUGUGGGCUGGCCAUGCCCAGAGAAUAGUUCACAAGAGUAUGCGUCACCUCUAGACGCAUCCACCAGCUACUUCUCCUCACUGUCUGCCUGACCUGUUGCUUAGGGACAGGUCCCACUGCUUCUCCUGACGUCUGCCCGAUCGACCGUCACUUCCUUAGAGAACAGGGAAGGAGACAGACGCAUGAAAUCAUGCCACCAACAGCCAAACAGCAAUGAGCGGGUAACGCCGAGUUGACGUCAAAGACAAGCCCAAGAGACUCGCCACGGCCCCUGCAGCCCCCGCCCCCCCCCCAGCUCCUUCUCAGCACAGCCUGAAGCUGGGCUCCUCCUGACGAGGUUCCCUUGGCUCAACGUAGUCUGAGGCUUUCAGACCCUCGGGCACUGGACACCAUGGAGAACCACAUGUUCAGCGUCCAGCAAAUCCAGCCCAACGUGAUUUCUGUCCGCCUCUUCAAGCGCAAAGUGGGGGGCCUGGGCUUUCUGGUGAAGGAGCGAGUGAGCAAGCCCCCCGUGAUCAUCUCUGACCUGAUUCGCGGGGGAGCCGCAGAGCAGAGCGGCCUCAUCCAGGCUGGAGACAUCAUUCUGGCAGUCAAUGGCCAGCCGUUGGUGGACCUGAGUUAUGAGAAUGCCUUGGAGGUGCUCCGGGGCAUUGCUUCCGAGACCCACGUGGUCCUCAUCCUGCGGGGCCCUGAGGGCUUCACCACGCACCUGGAGACCACCUUUACUGGGGAUGGGACCCCCAAGACCAUCCGGGUGACACAGCCCCUGGGUCCCCCCACCACAGCUGUCGAUCUGUCGCACCAGUCAUCAGCCUGCAAAGAGCAGCUGCCCCCAGUGGAUGGGGCCACCGGUCCUGGCAAUGGGCCACAGCAUACCCACGACAAUGGGCAGGAGGCUGGCUCGCUGUCCCACACCAACGGCCUGGCGCCCAGGCCUCCAGGCCCGGACCCUGCCAAGAAGAAUGCUGGGGUCACCCUUCAGGGCCGUGGGGAGCACAAUGACUUGCUCAAAGAGAUAGAGCCUGUGCUGAACCUUCUCACCAGUGGUGACAGACGGAUCAAUGGAGGGGGACCGGACAAAGCAGAGACAAAAGACGCAGAAGUCCAGGUGGACAGAAAUCUGGAUGACAAGUCUCACAAACCUCUGCCCCUCGGCGUGGAGAAUGACCGAGUCUUCAGUGACCUGUGGGGGAAGGGCAACGUGCCUGUGGUCCUCAACAACCCGUAUUCGGAGAAAGAGCAGUCCCCUGCUUCGGGAAAACAGUCCCCCACAAAGAAUGGCAGCCCCUCCAAGUGCCCCCGCUUCCUCAAGGUCAAGAACUGGGAGACUGAUGUGGUUCUCACGGACACCCUCCACCUUAAGAGUACAUUGGAGACGGGAUGCAGCGAGCACAUCUGCAUGGGCUCCGUCAUGCACACCUCUCAGCAGUUGCGGAGGCCGGAAGACAUCCGCACUAAGGAGCAGCUCUUCCCUCUCGCCAAAGAGUUUAUCGAUCAGUACUACUCGUCCAUUAAAAGAUUUGGCUCCAAAGCCCACAUGGAGAGGCUGGAAGAGGUGAACAAAGAGAUUGAAACCACCAGCACCUACCAGCUCAAAGACACGGAGCUCAUCUACGGGGCCAAGCAUGCCUGGAGGAAUGCCUCCCGCUGCGUCGGCAGGAUCCAGUGGUCCAAACUGCAGGUGUUUGAUGCCCGAGACUGUACCACGGCUCAUGGGAUGUUCAACUACAUCUGCAACCACAUCAAGUAUGCCACCAACAAAGGGAACCUCAGGUCCGCCAUCACCAUAUUUCCCCAGAGAAUCGACAGCAAGCACGAUUUCCGAGUCUGGAACGCCCAGCUCAUCCGCUAUGCCGGCUACAAGCAGCCUGACGGCUCCAUCCUAGGGGACCCAGCCAACGUGGAGUUCACGGAGAUCUGCAUACAGCAGGGCUGGAAACCCCCGCGGGGUCGCUUCGACGUCCUGCCACUCCUGCUCCAGGCCAACGGCAACGACCCCGAGCUCUUCCAGAUCCCUCCAGAGCUGGUGUUGGAAGUGCCCAUCAGGCACCCCAAGUUUGAGUGGUUCAAGGACCUGGGGCUGAAGUGGUACGGCCUCCCCGCUGUGUCCAACAUGCUUCUGGAGAUUGGUGGCCUGGAGUUCAGCGCCUGCCCCUUCAGCGGCUGGUACAUGGGCACGGAGAUUGGCGUCCGUGACUACUGUGACAACUCUCGGUACAACAUCCUGGAGGAAGUGGCCAAGAAGAUGAACUUGGACAUGAAGAGGACGUCCUCCCUGUGGAAGGACCAGGCGCUGGUGGAGAUCAACAUUGCAGUCCUCUACAGUUUCCAGAGUGACAAAGUGACCAUCGUCGACCACCACUCGGCCACCGAGUCUUUCAUCAAGCACAUGGAGAAUGAAUACCGCUGCCGGGGGGGCUGUCCCGCAGACUGGGUGUGGAUUGUGCCCCCCAUGUCUGGCAGCAUCACCCCUGUCUUCCACCAGGAGAUGCUCAACUACCGGCUCACCCCCUCCUUCGAGUACCAGCCUGACCCUUGGAACACCCACGUCUGGAAAGGCACCAACGGGACCCCCACAAAGCGGCGAGCCAUUGGCUUCAAGAAGCUGGCAGAAGCCGUCAAGUUCUCAGCCAAGCUGAUGGGGCAGGCAAUGGCCAAGAGGGUCAAGGCAACCAUCCUUUAUGCCACAGAGACGGGCAAAUCACAGGCCUAUGCCAAAACCUUGUGUGAGAUCUUCAAACACGCCUUUGAUGCCAAGGUGAUGUCCAUGGAAGAAUAUGACAUUGUGCACCUAGAACAUGAAACUCUGGUCCUGGUGGUCACCAGCACCUUUGGCAACGGAGACCCCCCUGAAAAUGGGGAGAAGUUCGGCUGCGCUCUGAUGGAAAUGAGGCACCCCAACUCUGUGCACGAGGAAAGGAAGUACCCGGAACCCUUGCGUUUCUUUCCCCGUAAAGGGCCUCCCCUCCCCCGAGGCGACACAGGAGUCCGUGGUCUGGCUGGAGUCCGUGACAGCCAGCUCAGGAGCUACAAGGUCAGGUUCAAUAGUGUUUCCUCCUUUUCCGACUCCCGCAAAUCAUCAGGCGACGGGCCAGACCUCAGAGACAACUUUGAGAGCACCGGCCCCCUGGCAAACGUGAGGUUCUCGGUGUUCGGCCUUGGCUCGCGGGCCUACCCCCACUUCUGCGCCUUCGGACAUGCCGUGGACACCCUCCUGGAGGAGCUGGGAGGAGAGAGGAUCCUGAAGAUGAGGGAGGGGGACGAGCUCUGUGGGCAGGAGGAGGCGUUCAGGACCUGGGCCAAGAAGGUCUUCAAGGCAGCCUGCGAUGUGUUCUGCGUGGGGGACGACGUCAACAUCGAGAAGGCGAACAACUCGCUCAUCAGCAAUGACCGCAGCUGGAAGAGGAACAAGUUCCGCCUCGCCUACGUGGCUGAGGCUCCGGAGCUCACGCAAGGUCUCUCCAGUGUCCACAAGAAGCGGGUCUCGGCCGCUCGCUUCCUCAGCCGUCAAAACCUUCAGAGCCCCAAGUCCAGCCGGUCAACCAUCUUCGUGCGUCUCCACACCAACGGGAAUCAGGAGCUGCAGUACCAGCCUGGGGACCACCUGGGCGUCUUCCCUGGCAACCACGAGGACCUCGUGAACACCCUGAUCGAGCGGCUGGAGGACGCGCCCCCCGUCAACCAGCUGGUGAAAGUAGAACUGCUGGAGGAGCGGAACACAGCUCUGGGAGUCAUCAGUAACUGGACGGAUGAGCACCGCCUCCCGCCCUGCACCAUCUUCCAGGCCUUCAAGUACUACCUGGACAUCACCACGCCGCCCACGCCCCUGCAGCUGCAGCAGUUUGCCUCCCUGGCCACCAGCGAAAAGGAGAAGCAGCGCCUGCUGGUCCUCAGCAAGGGCUUACAGGAGUACGAGGAGUGGAAAUGGGGCAAGAACCCCACCAUCGUGGAGGUGCUGGAGGAGUUCCAGUCCAUCCAGAUGCCCGCCACCCUGCUCCUGACCCAGCUGUCCCUCCUGCAGCCUCGCUACUACUCCAUCAGCUCCUCCCCAGACAUGUACCCCGACGAGGUGCACCUCACCGUGGCCAUCGUCUCCUACCACACCCGAGAUGGAGAAGGACCAAUCCACCAUGGCGUGUGCUCCUCCUGGUUGAACCGGAUCCAGUCUGAUGAAGUGGUCCCCUGCUUCGUGAGAGGAGCACCCAGCUUCCACCUGCCCCGAAACCCCCAAGUGCCCUGCAUCCUGGUUGGCCCGGGCACCGGCAUUGCCCCUUUCCGAAGCUUCUGGCAGCAGCGGCAAUUUGAUAUCCAGCACAAAGGAAUGAGUCCCUGCCCCAUGGUCCUGGUCUUCGGGUGCCGGCAGUCCCAGAUAGACCACAUCUACAAGGAGGAGACCCUGCAGGCCCGGAGCUUGGGGGUCUUCCGAGAGCUGUACACGGCCUACUCCCGGGAGCCGGACAAACCAAAGAAGUACGUGCAGGACGUCCUGCAGGAGAAGCUGGCGGAGCCUGUGUACCGAGCCCUGCGGGAGCAAGGGGGCCACAUUUACGUCUGCGGGGACGUCACCAUGGCCGCCGACGUCCUCAAAGCCAUCCAACGCAUCAUGGCCCAGCAGGGGAAGCUCUCGGUGGAGGACGCCGGCGUGUUCAUCAGCCGGCUGCGGGAUGACAACCGCUACCAUGAGGAUAUUUUCGGGGUCACCCUGCGCACGUACGAAGUGACCAACCGCCUUAGAUCUGAAUCCAUUGCCUUCAUUGAGGAGAGCAAAAAGGACACCGACGAGGUUUUUAGCUCCUAACCGGAUCCUCUGCCCAGACUGUCGGCAGGGGGGCCACCCCGCGCGCUCCGGCGGGGGUGGCGGCAGGUUUUGUAAGCGUGGACACUGCUGAACCCUCCCUGUGGGACCCCACGUGGCCCCCUGCUCUGCCUCUCGUCCUGUCGCCGUGUCCUGGUUGUCCUCUGGUUUCUCGCCUCUCCGUGUUUCCUUGAACUUGGGUUUUCUCCUUGAGUUUUCCUGCUGCGGUGCAAUGCCUUUAUGAUCUGCAGUGGCUCUUACGAGACUGCCCCCCUGCUUCCUCUUCCUGACAAGGACAAAUCGGCGGUGCAUGAAGGCACUGGGACAGGGGCGUCCCUGGAGCCAGGGCUUGUUUUCUGGGGCGCCCCUGGAGAGGCGGCAGGGACCGCACGGGAGAGCUCGGAGCCCGUCUCCCAGCCGCUGAAGCCCCACCUCACCCGUGUGCACGGCGGCGUUCUGGUGGUAACACACGGGAAGGCGUGUGGGUGCGUGUGGCCGGCCUGGGUCACGAGGUCCGUCCUCUUGCCUGCGCCAUCAUGCUGCCUGUAGACCCUCGAUGGCAAGAAACGUGGCCCAGCCUGUGUGGGUGGCCCCCAUGUCGGUGCCUGUGUCCCUGGAACACGCGGAAGCCCCCAGUGGUCCUGGUUAUAAAGGGUCAGGGGACAAAGGUGUAUGAUGACCCAGGGGGAGUCUCCAAGGAAAGGGGGAACUGGAGGACUAGGUGCGUCCAGAUUCUGGCAUCAGUGAGAGGAGCCCCCGCUGGGAAAUGAGCCCAUCCGCUGGAUUAGGCAGCCCGGCCUCCCAGAGCAGCCCCAGCCACGAGGCCAGAAGCCGUGCUGUCCAAGGGAGCAUGCUGGAAAGACGAGUCCUCUCACCUUUGCCUGCCAGUGACUUGGGACAAGUCACCUGUCCUCAGUUUCCCCUCGUUUUAACAUACGAAUGGACCGGACCGACAUGUCGUGAAGACUGGAAGCAGUAUCAGGGAAGCAUGUCAUCGUCUUGUUCUUAUCCCUCCCAGUGGGACUUGCUGGUUUGGCCUCGGGGAUGACAGGAGGGCAGGCAGGUCAGGUGGGUCGGGUGGGGAAGGGGAGCCCUAUUGCCGCACUGCGUGGCUUCUCCUACAGGACCGCGCUGAGGGUGGGAGGGGCCCGGCCUUCUGCCAGCGACCCACCACGUUUUUAACCUGCUGAAAUAAUCUUAACAAAUGAAUUGUCCUCCAUGCAGAGAAAACGUGGGCAGCAAAGUCACUAGCGGGAAUCGGGGCUGGUACAAUUUCUCCCUGGCAGGCAAGCUGCGGAGUUUACCCCCUGGGAGCAAAUGGCACAGGAGGGUCCCUUUUGACACGGAAAUGCUGACAGUCAAAGGCAGGCAGGCCCAGAGAGAGCCAGGAAGUCCCAGUCCUGCCGCCAGGGACCGGCUCCGCAGCUCUGCUCAGGGCCUCCAGGGGCAGAAGCAUUCAGCCGGCCCCACCCUCCUGCUGGAUUUUUGUCACGCAGAAAGGCAGCAUUUGCUUCACAGGCUGCACCAGGGGCCUGCCUUUCCCCACGCUCCAUGAGGGGCGUACCAAAGAGAGAGCCCUGGCCCGCCUGGGAGGGGCCUUAGAAUGGGGGUCCAAGGAGGUGUUGGGGAGGACUCCUCCGAGACUCUUUAAGUCAACGGGUAGACAACAUCUCGCCUUUUCCCACCCUCCCUGGCCACCCCCACCCCCGGGACAGAUUCAUGUCCUCCCUGCCUUCUUGCUGCUCAAGCUUCCAUGGGCACAGAGACCAGACGUUUGUGUGGCAUGCUCCCUGACCCCUUCCUGACAGCCUGGGGGGAAGCCCACUGUGAACCCCAUCCGUCCUGCAGGCUGGACUCUGUCUCCCAGUAGCUUUCCUUCCGGGGACUUUCCAGUCCCUGGGGGUCACCAGCGCCCCAGGGCCCGCACUGCUGUGCGCAGCCCCCAGCAGGGAGGAAUCCCCAGCCCAUGCUCCCCCUCUCCCAGCCGAGCUCUCGGCACGGACGCCUCCCCCCACCCCGCUGCACAGACACUGGUGCGUGGGCUCUGCCAGGCGCCUAGCUCCGACAUCCCUGUGCUCCCAGAAGUAGGCCUGCAGAUGGAAACAUCUCGUCGUCUUAUCAGGGAGGCCAAAGAAAGACACGAUUACUUAACCAGGAUUCGUCUUUCCUCCCAAGAAGGAUUUUUUCCUUAAGUAAACACCGUUCAGCCACAACACAGCUGCUUGGUAACUCCUGGCCCCGAGUCAGAGACCAGACCUGUCUGCUUCUCUCUGUCAGAACCCCUGACACCCAACGCCUGGCUGGAAUGAGCCUUCGAAGCCCAGGAGAGUGGAGCCCUGGGGUGGGGUUAGCGAGAAUCGGGGCGUGUAAAUGCUGCCCUCUUGUGGUAGCCUUUAGUUCAGUCCCAGUAACCAAAAGUAGGUGCAAAAUUCGGUUUAAGGAUAGAUUAGCAAAAUUAGGGUUGACUGGGCAUUUGGGGGUUACUCAGGCUCCAGACCUCCUACUCCCUCUCCCCCUUGAACUGGCUUUCAGGAGCUCCAGUCCCGUUGAAAGUGAGUGGAAGUGAGCUGGCCGGCGGGAAGGGGCCAUCCCCUGAAUAGUCAGUCACGCUCUCCCGCCACCGAGACUGAGAAUCCAGUCCCUUCACCUCGUGUGAGGGAAGCCGUAGUCACACACCCCGAAAGGAGAACGUCUCCCCUUGGUUUCUAUGCAGUGAGACAGCCGGGUAGUUUUCUCUUGUGUGUGUCGGGGGUGCUUCAGGCCCACCAGUACGGAAUUUGGGAAGCUGGUUGGAGUCCAGAGGGUGAGCUAAGGUUUGCCCAUUCGCUUUCAGCCGGCCGUAAUCACUGGUACACUUCGUCUCCGCCGCCUCUGUCUCCCAAUGAGCCCCUGUGUCUGCAGACGGCUGUGGGCUGGUGAGCUGUUAGCCCUUCUGGGUCUGCCAUACGCCUGCAUGACAGAGGGGAUUCAAUGAGGCACUGCUCCUAAGUUGUCACAGCGCCAGGCCCCUUGUAAGCAAUCACAUUUUAUUUCCCCACUUCAUCUGGAACACACCCUGCUUCUCCGGGGUGCGGAAGGCACAGGGCGGUGUGCAGAGCAAACGCAGCCCCCAGCUUAGAGACAGUCAGGACCUGGUGUGCGGGGACACAACUCUCAGAGCUGAUGGCAGUGUCUGGGGCUCCAGAGGCGGGUGGGAUCCCACCAGCGGGUUUGGGGGGACAGGUUUGCCUGGAAGUAGGAAGAGGGAGAGGACAAACAAGGAUGGGGGGCCUGGAGGAUGAAAUGGGGGUGGUGCCAGAAGUGCCCCACUUUGGAAGGCUGAGGAGGGUCAGGCUGGCGAGCGGGGCACCGGGAAGGUGCUGGAGGGCCAGAGAGUGGGGAGGGGCGAGUGGCCCGUUAAGGGGUUUUUUACUUUAAGGGGAGCCUUUGAGAAUGUUUUCAAAAGGGGAAAAAAGAGGACUGGAGUUACGCUUAGGAAAGAAUGUUCUGGCAGCAGCAUAAGGCACAGAGAGCUGGGCUGUUGACCUGCGGCAGGUGAUGUCCAGAGCAAAGGCUGGAAUGAGGGAAGAAACAGAUAAAGCGAUAACAGAGAUUCCAGGAGUUUCAUCAACAGGACCUGGCGACCUGUCUCUUGUGGAAGAUGGAAACAAACAAGAAAGUCAAGAUUCUUGACUUUUGGUUGAGAAAGGGGGCUUAGGAGAUAAAAAAAACAGGCUCGAGAGAAAGAUGAGUUUGUGACACCCUAGUGAUAACUGGGCGAGUCCACGGGGUCAGUCCUUCCAAGGGUCGGCGGGCUUGUGCACAGGAUAAAAAGUGACCCCAGGCCCCAGGCCCAUAGGCCUUGGCCUUUGAACCCAGGACUUUUCUUGCCAGACGUGCUCCCAGAAGCCACCUGCUUGGGGCUCCAAAAGGAGGUCGUGUUUGUCCUAAGUCCAAAAUGAGUGAAGUUUUCUGGGGCACACGGCCCCUGCCAGAGUGGGCAAGCCAGACAUCUGGCCCUUCUCCCCUCCGGCACCGGCCCUCCCAUGUGGCCUUUUGACUCCUGCCACUGGGAGAACCUUGGCCUAAGACUGUGUGUCUGGCUGGCCGUGUGUGUCUGUGUAUUCCCAUCUGCCCUGCCUCUCUCUCCCCAACGUGUCACUGAGCCCACCUUGUCCAUUAAGCCUUCUGUCGGAGUGCGCAAGUUAACCUGAGACUGCCUGCAGGUGACAAGGAGGAAGAAAUGCCGGUCUGAGCUUCCAGUAUGAAGCGUCCAUGCAUACCCCCUGCCUUCUCCCAGCCCUCGUAAUGUCUGCCGUGUCCGCAUGCCCUGUUUGGCCCAGGAGCUGGGUGGAGGACACAGAGGUCUGGCCAUCUGAGGGAGGGGCCUGCCUCCCAAAGACCCACCACAGGUGGCUCCCAUGAACCUGAAUUUGGCCUUUUGGGGGCUGAUACCUGCCUGGCCUCUCCGGUCCCUGCCUGGUGACAAAGGGGUCCAAGAGGAAAAGCCCCGCUCACCAACCUGACCCUCCUCAGCCUUCCAAAGUGGGGCACUUCUGACACCGCCCCCAUUUCAUCCUCCAUGCCCCCCAUCCUUGUCCCCAAACUCUGACGUGUCUCACCUGUGAGGACCUGGGAAAGCAGAUCUGUUGGGGUCUCUUGUCAAAGCCACGGGCAAGGAAGGUGGUCAGGGAUAAAAAUGCCUUAGUUUGUUUUGGCCCAGAACGAGCAGUUCAGAAUGAGUAGGACAUGUGUCUCUGGCCCGGGACAGAGCCCAGUCUUCAGGAGGGGCCCGGGCAGGCAGGGACAAACCCACCUGAGGAUGCUGUUGGCCGCAGCCUUCUAGAAAGAGACUGCAGCACAUCAGAGUGCCCAGACUUGGCCCCUGGGCCCCAGGAAAAUUGAGGGUCCAUCAGCCUCAGCGAUGUUGGCAUUGGAGGCUGGAGAAUUCUUUGUGGGGUGAGGGGGGGCUAUCCUGGGCACUGGAGGAAUGUGAGCUGCCAGUCGCAGCCCCCCCCCCCCAAAACAUGACAACCAAAUGUGUCCUUGGACAUUGCCCAGUGUCCCUGGGGGCGAGCCGAGCAUUCCUCGGCUUGGGUGACUUUGCUGCUGUUACCCUCCACCACCACACCGGGACUUGGAGGGUUUUGAGGGGGUGAAAGGUAUGGCUUCACACACUCCCUCCCAAGACGGAAGGAUGACCGUUGUGGGUCAGGGACAGGCUAUGCCCUGGGCAUCCGUUCGGACUCAGGCCCACAGAGGCCUAAAGCUCUCUGCGCCCUGCCUCCUGCCCCCACGCUGUGCUCCGUGUGGCUCUGUUGUCGUGAUCGUGAGACCCCCUCUGGGCUCCGCACUGACUUUCCGGAAGGCUGGGGUUGUGCACACGCAGCUGGUCGCUCUCGAGGCUGCGCCGUAGGUUUCCACUCUGGGGCUGGGGGACUGGGCCGGUGGGCAGAGGACGUCUCAUCUGGACACACACACACACACACACUGUCAGAAAGUUGGACUGCCCCCCUACCUCUGAGCUCUCGAUGCUGCUACUCUCUGCCCCGUGUCCCGUGUGCCCCAGCACCUUCCGCAAAGGACUGACGCCCGCCCCACGCUCUGCGCGGUUGCCCAGGCUGUGUUCGCCGCAUGCUCUUCCUCUGUAUAGUCCUCACCUUCUAAUUUGAUGGAAGUCAACAAAAGUCUACUUAUGCCUGUUUGCAUCAUGGUGAAAAUAUUAAAAA